Messenger RNA from Miscanthus lutarioriparius, 855 nucleotides. The record is from the annotation of a GenBank genome assembly. NCBI's taxonomy places the organism in Eukaryota, Viridiplantae, Streptophyta, Magnoliopsida, Poales, Poaceae.
AUGGAUGCCGAUGAUAGCUCCAAGAGAAGUCGCCCAGUUCGUCGUGCUGUGAAGAAGCUCAAGUUCAAACCGAAGGUGCCUCCACAGAAGCCAAAGAAACUGAGUGCACAAAAGCCACAGCAAGAAGACCCUAAGCCAAUUGAUGAAGAGUUGAUGAAGAUAUUGAGGACUCGCCAAGUGACUGCAAAAAGUUCACCAAAUACAGAAGAUGAGCGCCCAAUACAGAAUACCCCCUCGACACCACCUUCUGCAGAUGCUGUUAGCUUGUCACCAGCGCAAUUCGGAGUGCAAAAACAAAAUCAAUUGCCACUCCAAAUUCCUAGAUCCUUCCCUGUUCCUGUUAAUUCAGGAAUGCUUUACAAAGAAGAGAGUGAUGACGACGACGACGCUAAUGAUAGUGACAAUGUUGAGUUGCAGGAGACUCAGCCAGAUUCAAUUGAAUGUGAAGCUUUAACACGUCCAGCAGAGGAGCUUGAUUUGCUUCAGCAACAAGGUAGCAAAGAAAGAAUGUUCCUCUUCCAGCUCCCAAAAUCUCUUCCUUUGCCCAAAAGGCCGUCCAGUACCAGUAUAGUUGAAAGACAAGGAAAGGUCACUGGCAAGGAGGUGAAGGAAGGAUCCAACAUGCAGCAGCUGCCUCAGGGUUAUUUGGGCAAAAUGCUUGUAUACAAGAGUGGAAAGAUCAAAAUGAAGUUAGGAGAUAUCAUGUUUGAUGUGAGCCCAGGAGCAGAAACUAGGAUGGCGCAACAUGUAGUGGCUCUGAACACUCGAGACAAACAUUGUUGCUUACUUGGAGAGAUUGAGAAUCGGCAUGUUAUUGUGACUCCAGAUGUUGAUUCUUUGUUGAACGACAAGUAG